UUUAAAUCACAUUCUUCGGCUGGACAGAAAACAGUAGAGCGUUGAAACGGCUUUGAUGCUUAACUUGUGAUAGAAUAUGCUACUGGGCAUCUACGUGUCCAAUUUCCGAGCUCGAGUCCCAAGUGUCACUGGCAGGGUGCUGGCGUCUUGCCAUAGUAAUGUCCGGCCCUUAGCACUUUCGUCACAGACUCAACACAUACUCUCCAGAAGACGGACAUAUCCCUUUUCUAUUCAGACCUCCCGUUUUUAUGCAACCGAGACGCCUGUCAAGAAGAUCUCUGGGCUUACUAGGUUCCUGCCAUCCGCUUUGCAGCCCGCACCUGGAAGUAGCUCCUCGUUCCGGAAAAUCAUUGCACUGGCUAAGCAGGAGAAAAGGCCUUUGCUACUUGCGGUGGGCCUGCUACUGGUGUCCUCUUCAGUUGCGAUGAGCGUUCCGUUUACGAUCGGAAAAUUGAUAGAUUUUUUCUCUUCUGCAAACCCUGAAAUACCAUUCGGUUUGUCAAUUGGGCAAGCCUCAGCAGCUCUUCUGAUUUUGUUUACGACGGGAGCAACGUGCAAUGCAGCGAGGUCGUUCCUCAUGCGAAUGUCAGGCCAGCGAAUUGUUGCGCGGUUGAGGGAGCGGGCGUAUGCCGCAGCACUGAAACAAGAAGUCGAAUUUGUGGAGAGGGGAGAGGGUGACGUUUUAAGCAGACUGACUGCAGAUUCAAGCAUUGUCGGGGAGAGUGUCACACAGAAUCUUUCAGAUGGACUGCGAGCCAUCGUGAUGUCAUCUGUUGGCCUUGGUGCCAUGUUCUACUUGUCCCCCACGCUAACUGUGAUGAUGUUGGGAAUUGUUCCACCAGUUUCUCUCGGUGCUGUAUUCUAUGGUCGCUACCUGAAAAAGCUCUCCAACCAGACGCAAGAAGCGAUGGGUGAAAUGACCAAGGUUGCACAAGAGUCGCUCUCGGCUCUACGGACAAUUCAAGCAUUCAAUGCGCGCGACCAGGAGGAGGGAAAGUUCCACGACCGGGUGACACGCGUCCUUGCGCUAGCUCGGAAGGAGGCGAUCGCAUCAGGAAUCUUCUUCGGAAGCACUGGUUGGAGCGGAAAUGUGACUAUCCUUGGGCUGCUUGGAUACGGGGGAACACUGGUUUCGCAGGGUGCGAUCACUGUCGGAGACCUGACGAGCCUCCUGCUAUAUACCGUAUAUGUUGGCUCGGGUCUUCAAAUGUUGACUUCAUUUUUCUCUUCCAUUAUGCGUGGGAUUGGCGCGGGUACACGCAUAUUUGAGCUACUCGACCGCACGCCAGCGAUUCCGCCCCAUGGAGGCAUUGAGGUUGACGCUUCGCGCUACGGCACGGUGAGAUUCCAGAACAUCGGGUUCGAGUACCCCAGUCGGAAAGGUGUGCAAAUCCUUGAUGAUUUCAAUCUCGAGAUUGGCGUCGGAGAAAGCGUGGCAAUCGUGGGGAAGAGCGGUGGUGGCAAGUCGUCCGUACAAUCUUUGCUUUUGCGGUACUACGAUCCUGUGCACGGGAAAGUGACCUUUGAUGGUCAAGAUAUCCGUGAAUUCAACCCUUCGUCAUGGCGCAGCAUGAUCGGCAUUGUUCCCCAGGACCCCGUCCUCUUCACAGGGACCAUUGCAUCGAAUAUUGCCUUCGGGAACAAGGAUGCUACGCGCGAGGAGAUCGAAGCUGCUGCACGCGAGGCGAACUGCGAGUUCAUCUUUGGGAUGCCGAAGGGGUUCGACACCGAAAUUGGCCGUCUGAGCUUGAGUGGUGGACAAAGGCAGCGCCUGGCGAUUGCCCGUGCGCUGCUGAAAAAGCCCAAGAUUUUGGCGCUCGACGAAGCGACCAGCUCGCUUGAUGCUGCAUCGGAACAUAGGGUCAAUGACGCCAUUGACAAAAUCCUGCGAGCACGACACACGACGUGUCUGAUCGUUGCACAUCGCUUGUCAACUAUUGCCCGCGCGGAGCGGAUCGUCGUGCUUGAAGAUGGCCGGAUAACAGAGUCGGGGACGUAUAGGCAGCUUGUGAACUCGAAGGAUUCGAGAUUCCGGACGCUGAUGGCUGCGCAACUGAAUGCGGCUGCUGGAGAUGCACCACUACCAAUCGCACCAUCCACGAAUCUGGAUUCUGUGCCGUCUGCAUCGUUGGCAUCUGCAAUACCCCCUCCUUAGAUUAAAACCUAUAUGCACACAAGUAUUUAUUUAGAUCAUACAUGAAUCGCAGCCAGUUCACUUGGAAAA
Suillus subalutaceus is the source of this 2224-nucleotide messenger RNA. RefSeq names its product P-loop containing nucleoside triphosphate hydrolase protein. The coding region runs from base 77 to 2155 and encodes 692 amino acids. Gene Ontology annotation, molecular function: ATP binding; ATP hydrolysis activity; ABC-type oligopeptide transporter activity. Gene Ontology annotation, cellular component: membrane. The transcript has 15 exons. The record is from RefSeq and is a predicted model, not a curated record. Gene Ontology annotation, biological process: transmembrane transport. NCBI's taxonomy places the organism in Eukaryota, Fungi, Basidiomycota, Agaricomycetes, Boletales, Suillaceae.